Messenger RNA from Lasiosphaeria miniovina, 1384 nucleotides. RefSeq lists its product as uncharacterized. The transcript is spliced from 2 exons. NCBI's taxonomy places the organism in Eukaryota, Fungi, Ascomycota, Sordariomycetes, Sordariales, Lasiosphaeriaceae. The record is from RefSeq and is a predicted model, not a curated record. Bases 257 to 1084 code for a protein of 275 amino acids.
CUCGCCCUAACUGAUCGGGACGUCCAUCUAGUGUUUGAGAAAAUUUUCUCGGCCAAGGCAGAGACGUCUUCGAUGUCCUGUGGUGCCACUCAUCCUUUAACGAGCUUGGAAUCUGGCUGGAGGUCCUUCUCUUCAUCUUGUCGCCGGAAGAACCCCUAGGCUUCUCGAGCAGAGAUAUUUUCGCGUCUCGACGCUGAUCCGGUUCUCUUCUUCGUAUCUUUGACACUUGAACUCUGAUGACUCCUAUUGCACUGCAAUGGGUCAUUUGGUCACACACAGUCCAGGAACCGGUGAGGAGUCGGCCGAGGUUGGCGGCGAUGGGCUAUCGAAACAUUCCCUCAGUCCAAGCCCGGGUAUUGAUACUGCUGGUGAUCAUGCAGAGACUGCACGGCUUUUUGACGACCGUGUGACAGAGGAGUGGGGCCCUGGAUGUCCAUUUUACAGGCGGACUGCUCCCCAACACCUGAACGACAACCGUGGGGCCCUGGUCUCAGGUAGAGGCGACAGAAGGGGUGGCCAUGUCUCGAGGGAUCUUGGAGACGCGACGGCCGGGGGGCGGCUAGAGAUGGUACUGCAGGACAAGGAGUCAGCGAUGAAUUCUGCUACGCCGAAUGGCGGGGAGGCAUGGAGACAGCCCGGGAGCAUGGGGUUGGAUGUACUUGUGCCUCUACCACAUGCAUGCGGUGUCGAGGACUUGGUCGUCGAGGAGACCGAAAGCGGCACAACCAGCGGCGCGUUGAAAACAUGGUCUAUCGACGCCGAGACUAGGUCUGCGAGAAAAUCGGACGAUUCGACAGAACUGAUGCGGCCAGCUGACCAGCGUGUCGAGCGAAUAUCGCAGGCGGCGAGGAUGCACUCGACGCUAGCUCAUGUCGUCGAGUACCGACUCGGUCGCUAUCCUCGUCUUGCAGACACAGAACUGGCCCCUGCCGACACCAUAGAAGAGGAGCAAGAGAAGGUGGUAGCUCGGUCUCUGGACCUGGCCGCGGUGGCAACAGCAUCCUGUCCUCUCCAGCACCGUACCUUCAAUCUCGUCUACUCAGUCGAAAUCAGCGAGAGGAUGGAAGAUCUAGUUGAACUUUAAGGAAUUUCUUAGUAUAUGGGGAAGGUGCGAUCAUCCAUCCAUCCAUCCAUCCAUGCAGCGAGACAGUUGGGGCAUUCCUUCCCCGAACAGUGGGUGCAAUGAUCAGGUGGUGUCCGGAUGUCCCACCUAUAACCUAUUCCAUGUCAGAGGAAGGAGCAAAUAUUGACAGAUAGGGUACUGUACUUGCCUUCCAAGAUCUUCCUGAAUUGCCCGCACACCAUCGGUUAAGUGGUGGGCCAUGCCAACCUCAUCUCCUUACCUUGCCAACAUUACCCCUACAGAUACCUAACUAUUCGGCCG